Molecule: messenger RNA, 1256 nt
Organism: Drosophila sulfurigaster albostrigata
Lineage: Eukaryota; Metazoa; Arthropoda; Insecta; Diptera; Drosophilidae
Exons: 2
Coding region: 516-1244 (242 amino acids)
Source: RefSeq, a predicted model, not a curated record
UUCUGUUUGAGGUGUGCUAGCCACGCCCCCACGCCACAGAGCGUUGAGUGCACCCGCCGGCGGGUUAGACUAGAAGAAGAGAACGAGAGAGAAAUAGAGCGAGUGAGCGUGAGCGUGCAUAGCGACAAAAGCUAAAUGCUAUGAAAUUGUGUACAUUAAGCCAAGGCAAGAGAAAUUCGCCCCGAAAAAAAGAAAAACACGUGUGUGACGCAUGAGAGACAAAGAAGAGAAAGUGUUAGAGAAAGAGGGAGAAUACAAUUUAAAAUAAAUAAUAUUAUCAAUGUAAAAUCGUAUGUACUAUAUAAAACAAAACAAAAAUGAAAAGCUAACAAAAACCAAAAAACGAGCAAAAAAACAAAUACCAGUAAUAAAUACAUUUACAUAGAUGUUGCAAAACAAAGAUCGAAUGGAAUAUGGAACAUGGAACAUGGAAGAGAACAAAAUUUGUGUGACAUUUGAAACAUUUUUCACAACUCGUUCGUUCUGAAAACAAAUCCCAGCAGCCUUCUGUUCUAAUGUUGCUGGACGCCAUCAUUUGGUUACCCACACUUUUCACGUACAUUGUGUUUCUGUUGAUCCUCAUCAUAUUGUUCUUCAUCGUUGCCUAUGUCAGCCACAAGAUCUACAUCUCCAUCUAUGACAAUCUACCGCUGCCAGCUGCCCCGCUCUCCCGCUCCUCCAUCGCAAGUCGUUCCCGCUCGACGAUCGCCUUACGCUCCCGCACCACGAUCAAUGCUCGCGAAACGUCGCGUGGCGAUCACAUGAGUCUCAGCGCCAGUUCUCGCUCCAUUUGGAUACAGAAUCGUUCGGCCAUCUACGAAGCAUCAACGGUGGUGCGCGUUACACUGACGUUGGAGCCGUGCUAUUUGGUCAGCAUUGGACUCGAUAUUCUGCCGCACUCGGAGCAUCGUGCCGUCAGCUUCUUGUGCAACUGCCAGGAUAAGGUGGCCAAAUGUGCGGCGACUGCCGAACGUGACAUCGACUCGUUGCGCAUAUUGCGCUACUACGAUCAGCUGUCGAAGGUGCCGCGUCUGAAGUUGUUGUUGCGCUGCUGCGAACGCAAGAACAUGCAUCUGGUGCUCGACGAUGUCAUCAAGGAUGUGAUGGAGAAUCGUGGCAUAGACAAUACGACGGCGUGUCGAGCGCCCACACGACGCACGAGGCUGACCGAAGUGCGUAGUUCGGAGACUAGCGAGAGGCACGACAUAGACAGACAGAAUGAGAUGGAGCGAGGUGGACCGUAAACCCAAGACAGA